This is a messenger RNA of Suillus clintonianus, 192 nucleotides long. RefSeq lists its product as uncharacterized. The annotation marks the transcript as partial. The record is from RefSeq and is a predicted model, not a curated record. The transcript has a single exon. Lineage: Eukaryota; Fungi; Basidiomycota; Agaricomycetes; Boletales; Suillaceae.
AUGCAAACGGGAAACCAACUGCGUCAGCUCUUCGCAACGAUUCUUAAUUUCUGCUCUCCGACCAAUCCAGCAACACUGUGGGCCAAUUUUCGACAACACAUCUGUGAUGAUCUUCGACAUCGACUCAUGGCUAUCACAAAUCGGCGUGACGACAUGAUCACAGAUGAUGAGGUGUUCGAUUUUGGCCUUUAC